AUGAAAACCAAGGGGAAGAUCGUGCUCUGUAUGCGCGGCGGCGGCAUCCCCCGGGUCAACAAGAGUGCAGAAGUGUUAGCAGCGGGUGGAAGCGGGAUGAUUUUGUACGAAGACCCAUCACAAGAAAUGGAGCUGGAGGAAGAUCCGCAUGUCGUGCCUGCCGUGCACGUUUCAUCCAGAAGAACUGAAUAUAUUACGGGUAGACCACCAGCGGUUGCAGCAUUUUCAUCUCGAGGUCCAAGCAUGGUGUUCCCUUCAGUGAUCAAGCCUGAUAUCACAGCACCUGGAGUUAAAAUUAUAGCAGCAUGGAUAGGUGGUUCCAGAAGUUACAAUAUAGUUUCAGGAACUUCAAUGGCUUGCCCUCACGUUACUGCUUACAUGAGCCCCGGAUUUGUGAAUGCCACACCUUUCGACUAUGGAGCCGGCCACCUUAACCCGUAUGCUGCAGCCCAUCCGGGUCUCGUCUACGAUUUGGAUCCGAAGGAGUACGUCGAGCGCUUUCGUAUCUGUGGCAUUGUUGGUUAUUGCGACACGUUUUCAGCGGUCAGCGAGCUCAACUAUCCGUCCAUUUCGGUGCCGGAGCUCUUUGAAAGCUACACCGUGAAGAGGACCGUGACCAAUGUCGGUGACCACCGAUCGAUCUACCGAGUGAGCGUGGAAGCUCCUCCGGGAAUUGCUGUGACCGUCACCCCGUCGGUGCUGGAGUUCACCCGCAAGCGACAGACGAAAUCGUUUGAGGUGAGGUUUGAGCUCGAGAGGAAAGUUAGAACCCCGGACCUCCAUGUCCAUGGGUUCAUCUUUGGCUCCAUGACUUGGAAGGAUCACAGGCACACGGUUAGAAGUCCCAUAGCUGUUAGCUAUGGAGUUAAGUUCGAGACUCCUCCAUAA
Messenger RNA from Selaginella moellendorffii, 888 nucleotides. Its product is annotated as subtilisin-like protease SBT5.3. Gene Ontology annotation, biological process: proteolysis. Bases 1 to 888 code for a protein of 295 amino acids. The transcript has 4 exons. The record is from RefSeq and is a predicted model, not a curated record. Gene Ontology annotation, molecular function: serine-type endopeptidase activity. Lineage: Eukaryota; Viridiplantae; Streptophyta; Lycopodiopsida; Selaginellales; Selaginellaceae.